Molecule: messenger RNA, 444 nt
Organism: Danaus chrysippus (African queen)
Lineage: Eukaryota; Metazoa; Arthropoda; Insecta; Lepidoptera; Nymphalidae
Source: the annotation of a GenBank genome assembly
UUGGACGAUCAGUUGGUCGAUCAGUUGGACGAUCAGUUGGUCGAUCAGUUGGACGAUCAGUUGGACGAUCAGUUGGACGACCAGUUGGACGAUCAGUUGGACGAUCAGUUGGUCGACCAGUUGGACGAUCAGUUGGACGACAAGUUGGACGAUCAGUUGGUCAACCAGUUGGACGAUCAGUUGGACGAUCAGUUGGUCGACCAGUUGGACGAUCAGUUGGUCGAUCAGUUGGUCGAUCAGUUGGUCGAUCAGUUGGACGAUCAGUUGGUCGAUCAGUUGGACGAUCAGUUGGACGAUCAGUUGGUCGAUCAGUUGGUCGAUCAGUUGGUCGACCAGUUGGACGAUCAGUUGGUCGAUCAGUUGGACGAUCAGUUGGUCGAUCAGUGGGACGAUCAGUUGGGCGAUCAGUUGGAUGAUCAGUUGGUCGAUCAGUUGAUUGGUUGA